UUUCUUUUUAUUAUUGUCUAAAAUGUUGUUAUUUUCCGUUAUUUGAUGAGAUUUUUAAAUUUUUCAAAUUUUUCAAAUUUUUUGAUUUUUUCACUAUUUACAAAUAUAUUACAGUUCAGACCAGAACUAAAACACUUAGUAUUUUUAAAGUUUUUUUUAUAAAAUAGGAAAAGAUGUGGAUUGAUAAGAUAUAUGAGAAGUAUAGGCGCAGAACGGAUGAAAUAGAAUUUCCGGAGGUUGAGAAGCCGAAGAAGGAAUUUGAGUGUGAUUUUGAUCGUCUAAGUAAAAUUUUACCAAGUAAUUAUUUUGACCUUAAUUCAUAUAAAGAAGAGCCUUAUGAUCCUGUUUUUAUGAAAAAGGCGGGAAUUUUCUGUAUUUCACUGGCUAUUCUAGUGCUUUCACUGACACUUUAUAUGCUCUAUCAUUGUAAAAAGUCCUCUUGUGCUGAUUGUCUGUUAAAUUUGCACAAGUUGCCUUGUGAUUCUUGUAAAUCUUAUGCCAAAGAGUUUAUUAAUAAUGUUACAUCAGUAGACUAUACUAAUGUUGUCCCAUACAAGUUGUUGGUCUACUUAAGAUAUUCGGAUAAUAAUACUUGCAGUCCAGUGUAUUGUAUUUACAAUAAUAUUUGGAAAAGUGAAACACAUUAUGAAAAGUGUUACUACUCAAAUUUAAUAUUUAACACAAUCGUUUUGUUUUUGUUGUUAUAUUUUGCACACAGACUAUCGAUGGUAUCAUUUAAGCACUCAAUGCCUGCAGUGGUACCUAAUAAAUAAUUUCAUAAAACUUUUGUA
Molecule: messenger RNA, 791 nt
Organism: Theileria parva strain Muguga
Lineage: Eukaryota; Apicomplexa; Aconoidasida; Piroplasmida; Theileriidae
Product: putative integral membrane protein
Exons: 1
Coding region: 174-773 (199 amino acids)
Source: RefSeq, a predicted model, not a curated record